This is a messenger RNA of Prorocentrum cordatum, 726 nucleotides long. The record is from the annotation of a GenBank genome assembly. Lineage: Eukaryota; Dinophyceae; Prorocentrales; Prorocentraceae.
AUGGCGGGGCGGGCCGCGGCCGCGGGCGCCGCCGCGGCGCACGGGGCCGCCGGCCCGAGGCCGUUGCUCCUGCCGCUCGUGCUCGCCUUCCUGGCGCGGGGCGUCUGCGGCGGCGUCAGUAAGGACGCCGUCGCGCACGUGCAGUGCCAGGUCUGUGAGCAGGCCGCGAGCGAGGCGGUCGAUUUCGCAAAGGAGAACGCGAUCAAGGACGAGGACGGUCUCGCCGACAUGGUGGAAGGGCUGUGCUCCUCCAAAAAAAAGGAGGGCAGAUGGGUCGCGAGGUACGACGUCACCCGCAAGGGAGCGGACGCCCAGCUCGCCAUCGAACGGCAGGACGGCCUAGGCAACUGCAACUCCGAGUGCCUCAUCAUCAUCCGCGCCUGCGAGGCCGCGCUGAAGGGGCAGGACGACGCGCUCACGUCGCUCCUGCUGGCCGGCAAGGACGCCAGGCAGAUCAGGAAGAAGAUCCGGGAAGUCCUGCGACAAGAAGAGGAAGCUGCCCAAGCUCCCGCAGUGGACCGACGAGGCAUUCGACCCCAGGGACGAGAAGGAGCUGGAGACCGAGGACAUGAUAGCGAAGAUGAAGGCCGAGACGGGCAUGGGCAUGAAGAUGUACAAGCGCGAGGACAUGCUCAGCAUGUCGGAGGGAGACAUGGAGGCGAUGGCGGCGCGCGAGGCGCUGGCGCAGGAGCGGGCCGCCGAGAGGAUGAGAUCCACGAGAUGUGA